Messenger RNA from Megalobrama amblycephala (Wuchang bream), 1441 nucleotides. RefSeq lists its product as uncharacterized. The transcript has 7 exons. The coding region runs from base 457 to 1410 and encodes 317 amino acids. Lineage: Eukaryota; Metazoa; Chordata; Actinopteri; Cypriniformes; Xenocyprididae. Gene Ontology annotation, molecular function: hydrolase activity, hydrolyzing N-glycosyl compounds. The record is from RefSeq and is a predicted model, not a curated record.
AAAUUAUUCAGCGAUUACGACGUCAAACUGUGGUCCCAGGACAUUCACACGGACUGUAACAUAAACAGUUAAUGUUAAUAUAAAUAUAAGAGAAUUAAUAAUGUUAAUAUAAGAGAAUUAUAAAUUAUUAAGCUCUUAAUGCCUGAAAGAAAACGUCCACCCACUAUCCACUCUCUUUCAUGUCGAUGGUCAUUGUUACUCGCUGAUAUUUCAAAUGCUACAAGAUCAGUCCAAGUACAGAUUUUAGUUAAUGUUCUCUCGCGCACUAUUUAGAUGUACUUUUAAAGAAGUGUUUCUCAGAAGACUACACACACGUGGAUUAACCAAAACUCGCUCCAAAGUUCCUCCUACAGAUAAACUGACUCCUCUUACAGAUACCGAGAGCUCGCCACUGCAUCAGACAGCUUUCAAGAAACUCACACGAACAUCUACAACCACUUCACUAAAGAAGCCAGCAUGAAGAAACUGCUUGUGGACGUGGACUGUGGUGUGGAUGAUGCUCAGGCUCUCAUGAUGGCUUUGGCAGCGCCGGACGUGCAGAUCCUGGGCAUCACUUGCGUUCAGGGCAACACUUCAGUAGAAAAUGUCUGCAAGAAUGUCCUGCGUGUCCUGAAAGUGUGUAAGCAUCUGGAGAUUCCUGUAUUUCGUGGAGCAUCUAAAGCACUCUUGGGGCAAACCGUCGGUGCUGGAGAUUUUCACGGCAAAGAUGGACUCGGGGACGCCCCAGAACCUGAAGCUCCUGGUCUGGAACUUGUCCAGAAAGAGAUCGCUGCGUCAGCCAUGAUCCGAAUAGUCAAUGCGAAUCCUGGAGAGGUGUCUUUAGUGGCCACGGCUCCGCUGACAAAUGUGGCUUUGGCGGUGAAACUGGACCCCUCAUUUCCCCAGAAACUCAAAGGCCUUUACAUUAUGGGUGGCAAUACAGACUCUCGUGGGAACACUACUGUGUGUGGAGAGUACAACUUUGCAGCUGAUCCUGAAGCAGCUUAUAUUGUCCUGAAUGAAUUCAUUUGCCCAAUUUAUAUUGCAACCUGGGAGUUCACCUGUCGCAGUAAAUUACCCUGGGAGUUCUGUGAUGGUUGGCUGGCCCAGGACACAGAUAAAGCUCGCUUUAUGAAGCGGAUAUUUAAGCACAGCAUGGAGUCCACCUACAGCGAGAGGAUUGAGAAGGAGCUGGUGGAUGGGCAGGGAUUCAUCUCCUGUGACUCUUAUGCCAUGGCAGCGGCCAUAGAUGAUACAUUUAUUAUUGAAAACGAACACAAAGCGGUCACUGUGGAGCUUGCAGGAAACUGCUGCCGGGGAAUGAUGGUUGUAGAUCACCUCGAACUUCUGAAGAAGACUCACAAAGCCCACAUAUUGAAGAAGGUCGACUUGGAGAAGUUUAAAGUGCUCAUGAUGAAUGCUUUGAAAUAAAUGUUCAUUAGCAGCCAUGUCCAUAAUUGCA